Pseudoliparis swirei is the source of this 568-nucleotide messenger RNA. RefSeq names its product beta-microseminoprotein (gene msmb). Bases 62 to 394 code for a protein of 110 amino acids. Lineage: Eukaryota; Metazoa; Chordata; Actinopteri; Perciformes; Liparidae. The transcript is spliced from 4 exons. The record is from RefSeq and is a predicted model, not a curated record.
AAGGUUUCAUUAGAGAGUUCUCACUCAGAUCAUCUUCCUGUUGACCGGAUCACAUCUGAGGAUGGCUUCUCUCCAUGUUUUGGUUUGUCUGCUGGGACUGGUUGUCCUCUGUCACUCUGACUGCUUCUUCCAGGAGUUGGUGCUGGAAGAUCUGAAUAACCCUCCCAAAGGGUGUGUGGACAAGGCCGGACAACAGCAUGACUUUGGCUCUGAAUGGGACAGAGACUGCAUGGCCUGCUCUUGUACGAGCCAGGGCUUGAGCUGCUGUAGCAAGAUCCUUGAUGGAAACGCAGUCGAUGUCCCUGAUGAAUGUGAGCUGGUUGUAAAUAAGGAGACCUGCUCUGCCAAGUUGUUGUUGAAGUCAGACAAGACAAAAGAGUGUAACCCUGUGUGAACGCACAACAAACUUAAUUCUAAAUGUUCCGGAAAGCGGUCUUUUUUAUUUGAUUAGAUAUUUUAGGGUGUGUGCAUGAAGCAUGGAUCACCGUUAAACACAGACUAAUCAAUCUUUGUCUGAAUCCAUAAUGUUUUGAAGGUUUUUGACAAUAAAGAUAAAACCUAAAAACUU